Messenger RNA from Labrus bergylta (ballan wrasse), 3828 nucleotides. Lineage: Eukaryota; Metazoa; Chordata; Actinopteri; Labriformes; Labridae. The record is from RefSeq and is a predicted model, not a curated record.
CAAAGGUGACAUUAAUAUGGGGUAUCUGAAAGAAAUUGACGUGGAGAACUUCAAGUCAUGGAGAGGAAAACAAGUUAUCGGUCCUUUCAUGAGAUUUAAUUGUAUAAUUGGCACAAAUGGCUCCGGCAAGUCCAACGUGAUGGACGCCCUGAGUUUUGUGAUGGGGGAGCGGGCUGGCUCUCUCCGGGUGAAGCACCUCAGAGACCUGGUCCACGGAGCCCACAUCGGGCAGCCUGUGGCGGACUCCACUCGAGUCGCGAUGCGGUACUGCGACGAUGAAGACCAGGAGACCGUCUUCUCCAGGACCAUCCAAGGUGACUCCUCUGAGUAUCGGAUCAAUGGUAGACAUGUCAGCCUUUCCAAAUACAUUGAGGAGUUAAACAAGAUUGGCAUCGUGACCAAAGCUCGAAACUGUCUGGUGUUCCAGGGGACAGUGGAGUCGAUAGCACUGAAGGACCCAAAGGAGAGGACCAAGAUGUUCGAGACAAUUAGUCAGUCGAGAGAAUAUGCUGCAGAGUAUGAUAAGAAGAAGGAGGCCCUGCUGAAAGCCAAAGAGGAUACACAGUUUCAAUUCAAUAAAAAGAAAUCUGCCACCAUCGAGAGGAAACAGGUUUCCCAGGAAAAAAUGGAGGCCCAAAAGUACCAGGCACUUGUGGAUGAACUCUACCAAAACCGCCUGCAGCUGAGCUUGGCUGAGCUCUACCAUAAUGAGAAGGGCAUCAGUGCCCUCAGCGACGCCCUGAGGGAGAAACAGCAGGCGGCAGCUGUCAAAAACAAUAAACUGGUGAAGGCGGAAAACACGGUCAAAACUUGCAAGAAAGAACAUGGACGCCUCACCAGAGAGCUGCAGCACAUGGAGAAGGAUUUCCGCACCCAGGAGCAUAUCCAGUCCCAGUGUCAAUCCCAGUACAUCAAAGCAAAGGUGAACACCUCCCAUCACACGAAGAAGGCUCAGGAGGUCCAAGAUGCCCUGAGGAAAAGUCAGAAGCUGAUGGCAAUUAAAGAGCAGGAGAUGGCAGAGGGACGGCAGGAGAUCGCUGAACUGGAGAUGACCUGGAGGAGCUAUGAGAAGCAGGCACAGGAGAAGGGAGCUUCCCGGGGGAGAGACAUCGACCUGGAUGAGGAUCAGCUGGAACGAUACAAAGAGUUGAAGGAGCUGGCUCGAAAGCAGGGGGCUGUUUUCAACCAGCAGGCAGAGAAGCUGCACUGGGAGGUCAGAGCAGAUUAUGAAAAAAUGGCCUUCGACCAGCGCCGAAAGAAGGAAGUGGAGGCUGCUAUUAAGAGCAACCUGACUCAGCUGGAAGACUUUACACGCAGAGCAGACGUGCUAGAGGAGUACACCAAGACCAGCAAGUCAUCCCUUGAAGAGUACCGUCAGCAGGAGGAAAGUUUGAGUGCGGAGCUGCAGAAAGGCCACCAGCGCCAAGCAGAGGUGAACCAGGAGCUGGGUCAGUUGCUGGAGGAGCUGGGGAACGCUCGUCUGGACAGUCAGGAGAGCAGACGCCAGGUGCAGCGCAAAGAGCUGCUAGAGCGGCUCCACAGACUCUACCCGGAUACAGUGUACGGGCGCCUGUCUGACCUGUGCAGCCCCAUCCAUAAGAAGUACCAGCUGGCUGUCACCAAGGUGUUUGGACGCCACAUGAACGCCAUUGUUGUGGCCACAGAGAAGGUGGCUCGUGAGUGCAUCCAGUUCCUGAAGGCGGAGCGAAACGAACCUGAGACCUUCCUGCCCAUUGACUACUUGGAGGUGAGUCCGCUGAAUGAGCGACUGAGGGAGGUGCCCGGGGCCAAGAUGCUGGUCGAUGUUAUCCAGGUUAACACCUCUGCUGUAGCAGCCCAGUUGAGGAAGGUAGUCCAGUUUGUCUGUGGCAACGCCCUGGUGUGUGAGAACAUCAAAGAAGCGAAGAGCGUAGCCUUUGACAGGCAGGAACGCUUGAAGACGGUAUCUUUGGACGGGACGCUGUUUGCAAAGUCUGGUAUCAUCUCUGGAGGCUCUAGUGACCUGCGGUACAAAGCUCGAUUCUGGGAGGAGAAAGAGAUGAAGCAGCUGAUUGAACGAAAACAUCAGCUGACGGCAGAGUUACGCGUGAUUUUAAAUUCAUUUUGUGAAAUCCUUGAUUUGAUGAGGCUGAAGCGAAAGGAGUCAGACCUGAAACAGAUCACUGCUCAGGCUCGGGGUGUUCAGACCCGCCUCAAAUACUCCAAAGCUGAGCUGGAAAACCUUCGGAAGAAAAACAUCCUGAAAUGCCAGGCGGAGAUUUCUCGUAUGGAGAGUGAAUUAGCAAAUCUGGACUCUCAGAUCCAGAUGCAGCAGGAGAGUGUGGAUGCAAAGGAUUCCCAGAUGAAGAAGAUCAGAGACCAGAUCGACCAGAUGGAGGACUUGGUGUUUUCUGACUUCUGUGCUGAGAUCGGUGUGGACAGCAUCAGAGAGUACGAGCAUGAGCACCUGAAACAUCAGACAGAGCUUGACAAGAAGCGACUGGAGUUUGAGAGUCAAUGCACUCGUCUGAAAGCACAGCUGGAGUACGAGCAAGAUCAAUUAAACAAGCAGAAGAAGAAGCUCGCCAACUUGGAGGAAACCAUCGCAAAGGAGCAAAGAUUCUUGGCUGAAAAAAGAAAGGAUGAGGAGAGGCUGCUGGUGGCCGUGGAGGAGGGUCAGAACAAGCUGCUGGAGUUGAAGAACCAGCUGCUCUCCAAGAAGAGUCAGGUGUCUGAUGUCAAAGCUGAGCUUGACCAGAAAACCCAGAGCCUCCAACAAAUCAACAGAGAGUUGGUGAAGCUCCAGCGGGAGGUGAUGACUGCAGAGUCGGCCUUGGAGCAGAAACGCCUGGCCAGACACAACUUACUGCUGGCCUGCAAGAUCCAGGGUCUGCCCAUCAUUCUGCUGUCUGGGAAUCUGAAUGAAAUCAGUCAGGUGCAGCUGGACACUGAAUCUGAGAGCACUUCGGCCACCAUGGACAUCUAUGAGAGAGAGGCCCUACUGGUCCUCGACUACUCUGGCCUGGAGGCAGAUCUCAGGGGUUUGCAGGCUGAGGAGGAGGUGGAGGCCUACCUGGAGAAGAUGAAGGAGUCAGUGUCCGCUGUCGAAGAAGUGCUGCUUCGCACUUCUGCACCAAACCUCAAAGCUCUGGAGAUGAUAAGGGAGGUGAAGGACAAGUUACUGGGAGUGACAGAAGAGUUUGAGGCCAGCACCAAAACAGCUAGAAAAUGCAGCCAGGAGUUUGAGCAAGUGAAAGCCCGGCGCUUCCAACUCUUCAGCCAGUGCUUUGAACACGUCUCUAUCGUCAUCGAUCAGAUCUACAAAAGAAUAUGCAGGAACAGCAGUGCCCAGGCCAUUCUGAGUGCAGAGAAUCCAGACGAGCCGUACCUUGGCGGCAUCAACUACAACUGUGUGGCGCCAGGAAAACGCUUCAUGUCCAUGGACAAUCUGUCAGGGGGAGAAAAGGCCAUCGCUGCCUUGGCUCUGCUGUUUGCCAUCCACAGCUUCCGCCCUGCGCCCUUCUUCGUCUUGGACGAGGUGGAUGCAGCCCUAGACAACACAAACAUCGGCAAGGUGACCAGUUUCAUCAGAGAGGAGUCGAGGCAGAACAUGCAAAUCAUCGUCAUCUCCCUGAAGGAAGAGUUCUUUUCAAAGGCCGACGCUUUACUCGGAGUCUACUCAGAUUUUGAUGAAUGCAUGCUCAGCCGCAUUCUGACCCUUGACCUGCGACCUUACCCUCUCGUUGAAGAGGAAGAUGGGAAGCUGGCAGAAAAGGAGAAAUCCAUGACUGUGUAGUUUGAAAUUGUCUUCAUUGAGUCCUUGCAUUUGUGUGUUCUGCAUUUUGUUCA